Messenger RNA from Helicoverpa armigera (cotton bollworm), 1884 nucleotides. RefSeq names its product retinol dehydrogenase 13-like. The coding region runs from base 411 to 1397 and encodes 328 amino acids. The record is from RefSeq and is a predicted model, not a curated record. The transcript has a single exon. Lineage: Eukaryota; Metazoa; Arthropoda; Insecta; Lepidoptera; Noctuidae.
UUUCCUAAGAAAACUCGUUUUUAUCAACGAAAAUAAAUUAUAAUAUGGACAAGUCCUCAUAGAUUUUUCAUAGUGGAAAACUACAUGUUCCGGUUGAAAACCAACUUAUUGCUUACACGUAUAAUUUGUAUAAGUCAAAGUUAUUUUUGUGUUACGUAAUAUACGUCGAUCUUCGUCAAGCGGCGCCUACGCAUGCGAAUCUAAUAGCCCCACCUGUGCAACCGUCACAACGCAAUCACUCGUCCGCUGUUACACCAAAGUAAAAGUAAAACCGCGUUCAUUGACUCAACGAGACCCUUUACGAUACUACGUAGAACAAGUUUAUCAACAAAACCUUACUCCGCGUCCAAUUCAAAGUUUAGUGCAGCUCGGAAAAUGUCUAAUUAAAAACAGUGCAACAACCGGUCAAGAUGUCAGUGAUAUUGUUGAUCGUCGAAAUUAUUAUCAUCGGUGGAAUGGUGGUAGGACUUUACCAAAAGAAUACUAACCUUGUGUGUAAAUCGAAGAAGAGGUACGAUGGAAAAACAGUGUUAGUGACCGGCGGCACGGCGGGCAUGGGGCUGGAGAUCGCGGCAGACUUCGCGCACCGCGGCGCGCGGGUCAUCGUCGCGUGCCCGUAUGAAGAUGAAGGCUUGCACGGCAAGAAGCUUAUCAUCAAAAGCUCUGGCAACCACAACGUAGUCUUCAAACUAUUGGACCUCUCCUCCUUACAAUCUAUAAGGAACUUCGUUGCAGAUAUAUUAAAAACAGAAGACAGAUUAGACAUUUUGAUGAACAACGCCGGUGUUGGCAUCCCAGGAGACUUCCUCACAAAAGAUGGAAUGAACUUCAUCAUGCAAGUGAACUACUACGGCACAUUUCUGCUGACCAUGUUACUCCUACCGCUUCUUAAGAAAACGGGAACCCCGUCUGAACCGAGUAGGAUUGUAAACACAUCAUCUGUAUUGCACAAGUUCGGCAAAAUUGAUUUCGAAAAUUGGAACAAGACUGGUCACUGGGCUAAGAUCAGGAUAUAUGGGAAUAGUAAAUUAUGUUUGGCGCUUUUUACCCGAGAACUUGCAAAAAGAAUGAAAAGUCCAAAUGUUAUAGUAAAUGUUGUUGACCCUGGAGCAGUGGGGACAAAGAUUUACAAUAGUUCCCGGAUUGCUUGGGCUAGUUUCGUGUCCUUUAUAUUCCUGAUUUUAUUUAAGCAUCCCUGGGAAGGAGCACAGACUGCUUUGUAUGCCGCUACGAGUAAUCGUGCUGGUCAAUUCAAGGGGGAAUACUUCAAGAACUGUUCACGUGUUCGAGCCGGUGAACUUGUGUAUGAUGAGAAGCUAGCCACGAGGGUCUGGGAGGAGUCAGUCCGACUUGUGAAGUUAAGUGACGAUGAGCUGAAUCAGUGCUUUAGUUCGUAAUUGUGUCAUUCAUAAAUUGGAACCCAGUUUGUAAUUGUUAAUGGUUAAUAGAAUUUUAAGUUAUUCAGUGUAAUUUUCAUAUCGGAUGUUGAGUAUAAUUUCCAUUGACUUGUAAUGAAAUAUUGGUAUGUUAGCAGCAUUAAUAGCAAGUUGCGUGACCUCGUUCUGCUCUGUUGGGUAGUCGCUUCCUUUACUACGAGCGCCUUCAAUUAAACAUGUCAAAAUCGAGAAUAGCGAUACUGAAAAUAAUUUGUAAUUAGCAUAUCCGACCUACAUUCUAGAACUAUUUAUUUUAUGUAAAAAAAUUGUGGGAAAUAAAAUAUGAAGAACAGCGGCAUCUUUUAAUUUCUGCCUAGUAAAUAAAAUAAAAAUCCUGUAGGCUUUUGGUAACUUAAAGUUUUAAGGAAAAAUUACCGAGAAUUCUGUAGAUUUUUUUCAUAGAUUUUCAUGUCCACCUGAAGUAGCUUACUUCCAUGUAUUUUUUUUC